Messenger RNA from Saccostrea echinata, 1485 nucleotides. RefSeq lists its product as uncharacterized. Lineage: Eukaryota; Metazoa; Mollusca; Bivalvia; Ostreida; Ostreidae. The record is from RefSeq and is a predicted model, not a curated record. Bases 1 to 1485 code for a protein of 494 amino acids. The transcript is spliced from 8 exons.
AUGACCAAUAUUUUCGUGAAAAAGACUGAGGAGGCAGCUACUGUCCUACAGAUCUGGCACCAUAUUUUAUCUUUAAAAGAGAUGUCAGAUGUCUUCUCUUUCAAAGAGAACAACACUGUUGCUACACACUUACUCUCUCUUCGCGUUUCCUCUCGACGCAGGAAAACUCAUGUAUUGCUUUGGUCGGAUAAAGCGUUGUUACUCGUGUUAUGGACGUGUGGUGAUGUGGAAGUGAAUCCUGGGCCGACAAUCAAAAGACUGGCCAGAUCUGAAGUUUUACGAAAAUUUCAGAGAUGCAGCCAGACACCUAUUGUGAAAUUAAUCUAUGAAAUAAGUCAAACAGAGAUUCCUAAAUCACUCUACAUCCAGGGUCCUCCAGGGUGGAAAAAGGAUGAUGAGUUCAAAAACAUAUCAAAUCUAAACAAAGGAGGUGAAGAAAUCUUCAAUAAAUUAAUUCUGUUAUUCAAGGAGAAAUGGAACCCUCUACCACCUGAAUGGGAUGUUCUACUGAAACAUUACCAAAAUCUAAAGGAAAACAACAGCGAAGAUAGUAAAAACGCAUUAGAAAGAUGGAUGCUGGAAAUUGACAUUGUUCCAAAACUCAGAUUGUAUGCUAGCAUUAAUGGUGAACCCUCAACAGAUAUAAUUGAAGCUUUUAAAGCUGUUUCGCAGAGAUGGCAGGAUAACUAUGGGAUCAGUAAAUCGACAUGUGUUACUACAUGUACCUUCUCAAUUACGUCAAAUGAAGCUACAGAGAUACCUUUCUCCUCCUUUUCAAAAAGUGCGACAAAUGAAAAAGAAGUUCAACCAAAUGUGACAGUGGCAUCUCAUGGAACAAACAGCAUGUUGUGUGAACCUUCUGCUAAGAAAAGAAGUAAAUCAGAUAUCCAUGAUCUACAAAGGGAAGAAACUGCUCAUCAAAGUUAUGCCAGCCCUAACCCUGAAACAGAAAUGAUACAAGCAGUCAAAGACACAGAAUAUGGUAAAACCAACAGAGGAACAGGAGGGCAGCCACAACUGGAUCCAGACUUAUUUGAGCAUGUACAACACAAUGCAUGUAAUUUUGAAAAAGCAAUGACCAAAAGCAAGGACCACCAACUGUUUGCAGGAACGCACAACUUGAAAACUUCAAAUCAAUCGCAGUCGAAAAGAAGAUUACCGGAUGAAGAACCUAUGUUAAAUAACUAUAAAGUACCAAGGAUUCAACUUGACAUUUGCGAAAAAGAAGGUAAGAACGAGAUUGAGAAUAUCCAGUUGCUGCAACUCAGAGCUGAACAACUAACAAAUGAUAUGCAAAGGAAAAACGACGCAGAACAAUCACAAAUGGUUACACUGGAUUCCGAAAAAAGAAAAUCUUUCAACGAAAGUAGUCCAGACGCCACAGUCCUUUAUGAUAUGGACAUUUUCCCAGAGGAAGACGAACUUGAUGUAAUUCUGAACAACAAUGUGUAUCAGGAACCUUCUGACCCAAUUAUUUUACUGUAA